UCAGCGACAGAGAACGUCAACGAAGUUAGCCGAAGGUACUCCCGGGCGGAGUGGAGCCGAUCUGCGUGAGAAGACUUGAAAGAAAGGCACCAACGACGACCUAUCUAGACGGCCCUAGUUAGUUAGCUACAAGAUAGACCCAGUAAUUCCGUCAAUCCAAAAAGUUUCAAGAAAAAAAACGUUUCUCACUCACAGAAGGUCAGGUCACCAGGUGGCAGACAUCGCUAUGGCCCAGGAGACCAAUCAGAGCCCAGUUCCUAUGCUCUGUCCCACUGGCUGUGGUUUCUAUGGUAACCCUAGGACUAACGGCAUGUGCUCUGUGUGCCACAAGGAGCACCUGUCAAGACAGAACAAUGGAGGAGUCAGUUCUUUGAGUGCUGUGGGCAGCAGCAGCAGUAGCCCCACAGCUGAUGCUUCUGCCAUCCAGAGGUUAGAGGCCACUCUGAAUAAUGCUGCAGCCGCUGCAGUUGCUGCUGCAGAGGUGGCCGCUGAGGCCGCUGCUUCUGCCGAGGCCGCUGCCACCGAGGCCCUCAGUGGAGUUUCAGCGGCCAUAUCUGUAACACAACAAAUGAAUGAGAUGAGUCUCUCCUGUGAGGAGAAAGGAGCGUCAGGGAGCAAAGUAGAGCUCACAGAGCCAGUGUUAUGUCAGCCAACGUCCUCAGCCUCCCAUCCCUCCACUGCUGGCAGUGACGAGUACAAAGCCCCAGAGCCCCCAAAACCCAAGAAGAAUCGCUGCUUUAUGUGCCGCAAAAAGGUUGGCCUUACAGGUUUUGACUGCCGCUGUGGGAAUCUGUUUUGUGGACUCCACCGUUACUCCGAUAAGCAUAACUGUCCGUACGACUACAAAGCUGAAGCUGCUGACAAGAUUCGCAAAGAGAACCCCGUGGUCGUUGCUGACAAGAUCCAGAGAAUAUGAAGAGGACACUCAGUUUGACUUUGAAUACUGGGAGCAAUCGGCUUUAAAAAAACGGACUUGAGCCCAACCUUCUUCUUGAAAGACCUGUUUUUUUCCCCCUCUUUGUUUGUCACACAUUCAGGAUUUUCUCCUCAGUGCAUGAAAGUUCACUUAUAUUUUCAGCUUUCAUUCUUGUUUGUGAGUUUUUGGAGGGGUGUAUUGAAUGAAGGGUGUGUGUGAGGAUGGGGGUGGGUCCAUAUCAAUGACUGAGGGAGUUCGCUGAAGAAAAAGUUACUGCCCUUUUAUAUAACGCUGUUGAUGGCUGCCUGGGCUGUUUUGUGAUCCCCUGAGAUGGCUUGAACCAUGCCUGGAAAGUGCCCGGACACUCGGCCCCGUUUGGACUCUCAGACUGUUACUGCUGUUGGCUGAUGGCGUCAUCUCAGCCGUGCUUGCUCUCUGCUGGCUUGAGUAGCAAAAUGGAUGUUGUCUUUUUUUUUCUCUCUCUCUUUUUUUUCUUUUUUGGUCAGAGUUUAACCCUCCAUACUUGUCAGACUUUGCAUCCUGGUAAGUUUUUAUCAACCUGAAAUGCUUCUCUGUGCCGCUGGAACCUCGUCCACUCUGGCUCCCCACUGACACACAGCCACUCAGACAUACUGCAAAGAGACUUUGAAGAAGAGACUUUGUUGCUGGCCCCUUCUUGCUGGCUCAUAUUCCCUCCCUCCUGCUGUGUGUGCGGCACUAGACACACAACGUAGUUUGACAGUUUACUUUUUUUCUGUCCUGUUGAUCUCGGGCUGAAUGCUGUGACCCGCUCUGUGCCCAGGUUCUGGGUGGCAGGCACAUGGACUUCCUGCUAUUUCGGUCUUGAAAACCAUCCACUGAAGUCACAUCUGUUUGUUUCCUUUUUUUGUUUUGUUUUCUAGAAAAGUGGUGUGUAUGCUGUGUGUUGUUGUAUGACAAGUAGCCUAAACUUGUAUUAAUUUUGCCUUUUGGAAGGGUUUAGCUCCACUAAUAUUUUCAUCUUUUACUUCACUAUUGAAUGUUUUCCUCAAUUUUUAAUGUGAGCUGACAAAUUCACAGCGUAGGGAGUGUUGGGCUGUUGCAUACUGUGUAUCAAACACAAGUGUGUGUGUGUUUGUGUGUGUUUGUGAGAGUGGAUGUGGACGGCUGGUGUUUGAGGCUAAGUGGUUGUUUGCCGCGGUGACUUAGUGAGACCUGUGGUCGUAGGUUAUUAAUAACUUCAUAUUUUGGUCUGGCUGCUUAAUCUGUUUUUGUUUUUUUUACCCUUUAGUUAUGCAAGUUUGUACAAACAUCUUAUUUAUAUACUGCAGUGCGCGUAAUCCUCCAAUAAUACAGAAUAAGUUGUAUGAUGUAAAUAAAUUAUAUUCACAAAUAUGAAAUGCAGAAUUCACAGC
Messenger RNA from Chelmon rostratus (copperband butterflyfish), 2310 nucleotides. RefSeq names its product zinc finger, AN1-type domain 5b (gene zfand5b). Gene Ontology annotation, molecular function: DNA binding; zinc ion binding. The record is from RefSeq and is a predicted model, not a curated record. The coding region runs from base 227 to 916 and encodes 229 amino acids. Lineage: Eukaryota; Metazoa; Chordata; Actinopteri; Chaetodontiformes; Chaetodontidae. The transcript is spliced from 6 exons.